Messenger RNA from Cryptococcus amylolentus CBS 6039, 3619 nucleotides. RefSeq lists its product as hypothetical. Lineage: Eukaryota; Fungi; Basidiomycota; Tremellomycetes; Tremellales; Cryptococcaceae. Gene Ontology annotation, molecular function: sequence-specific DNA binding; DNA-binding transcription factor activity. The transcript has 8 exons. The coding region runs from base 176 to 3382 and encodes 1068 amino acids. Gene Ontology annotation, biological process: phosphorelay signal transduction system; regulation of DNA-templated transcription. The record is from RefSeq and is a predicted model, not a curated record.
CCUUCUCCAUCAUCGCUUUUGUCCUUCACUUUGUCAUCUCCAAAUUUUUUUAACCCACCUACAUACAUCCACGCCUGAUUUCCAGCUCCCUCAGUGCCAAUACAGGAGGCUCCAGCACCACCGGCCUGCAGAGACACCCCUCGCCACCCCCGCCGCCGCCGCCGUCCCGCGUAUCAUGUCCCGCGCGCCCUCCGGUUCACACCCUCACUACACGCAGCAGCAACAAAUGGCCUACCCUCCCAACGUCCAUCCCUCUUAUUACCAACAAAAUGCCUCUGCUGUAUACCCCCCCGACCCGCAUAACCCCCAUGCACCCUACGGCCGGCCGCAUCAAGUCAAUGGCAGUGCCGGCGCGUGGCAGGGGGGCGCUAGUGCAGGGCAAAUGGAAGGCUACCCUAAUGCUGCUGCUAGCUCUUCGCGAGGCGAGCCCUAUCCACCCUACCCCCAACCUCAACAGCAACCUCAGCAGAUGCAACAUCGCGACUCGCCUACGGCUCAGGGUGGCCGGCCGGGUACAACAGGUGGAGGGUACGGCGGGUGGGGUCUACCAAGCACACCGUCCGGAAGAGGAGGCGUCAAGCUGGAGGACCUUGUGAGCAGUGACCCCAGAACGGGCAAUGCAGUCGCCACCCCUCAACAGGUUCAGCAACAGGGGAAAAGUCAGCCUCUGUCGUCGAUGCCUCUAGGUGGAACCUUUGAUGGUCGGAAUCCGUCCAACGCGGCCGACCAGCAGGGUGGCCUAUCGUCCCAACACACAGGUGGCAGAAAAAGUAUAGGGGGCGAAGAUAAGGGCAAGGACAAGAAGGACGACAAGGACAAGUCACAGCAAGGACCGUCAGAUUUUAUCAAAAAGCUGUACAAGAUGCUGGAGGAGGAGCAGGCGACGCAUGGAAAGGGCAAAAAAGCCGAGAAAGGCAAGAGAGGUCCAGUCGGAUGGGGCGCUGAUGGAACGAGUUUCGUUGUGUGGGAGAUGAACGACUUUACAACAAAGAUCUUGCCUCAAACGUUCCGUCAUUCGAACUUCUCAAGUUUUGUCAGACAACUCAACAAGUAUGGUUUCUCCAAGAUCAAGCAUAUCGACAAGAACUCUGGCACAAUCAGAGAGAAUGUCUGGGAAUUCCAGCAUCCCGACUUCCAAGCAGGGGGCAAGUCCAAUCUGGAAAGCAUCAAACGUAAACCCGUUCAACCCAAAAGACCUGCCGCCGAGACCAGCAACGAGGCCGCCGCCUCGCCUGUCCAAGCCGUCGUCAUGAAUGGCGAAGAUGCUCAGCGAAUCAACCUCUUGGAGAAUCGGAUAAUGACGUUAGAAGAAGCUCUGCAGAGGUCAAUGGCUGAGACCGCUGAAACAAGAAGGGCGCAAGCGGGGAUGAUGGGGCUUCUGAGAGAUUUAGUCGGCCAUGUUGCUGCGACAGAGAAUGCUGUUGGUACGCCAACUUCAAAUGGAGGCAACACUCCUCGAGUCAUCAACUUGAUCAGAUCGGUCGAGGCCCUCACGCAGACGCCUAUUUACGGAGUGCAACAAGUUGCUCCCAUGCCUUUCACCCCCAGCCAACCGCAAAAUGCCCAGGCAUUUAUGAACACUGCCUACAGCAACAACAACCCCGCUUUUAGCGGCGGCAGUGUGGCUGGCGCUCAGGCCCAAGCUUCGACGCCUACAGACGGCACUAACAGCCGAGGCAGCUUCAGCGGGCCGAGCACCGUCGACGUCAGGCCUCCUUCGUCUGCUUCUCGUCUUCGAGCCGUCUCGAAUGCUAGUGCAAUGGGCAUGCCUAGUGUUCCCAAUCCUCCCGCUGUCGACUCUACGGCCCCGAUUGCCGGCCCUUCCGCCCACGCUGAAGAUCCCGCAGACGAUGUCAUCGAGAUCCCCAACCAGAUGGAGACCAUGUACGAGGGAGAGUCACUCGGUCUGACACCUGUCUUUGUCGAGACACCUGCGUGGCUGACAGAAGGGACGUCGGUGCCUUUAACGAUGUAUAGAAAGCAGAGCGAUGGGCAGGCGAUGAAGACGAUCUACGAAGCAUUCGCCACGGGUGGCAAUAAGUUGCCAGAGCACGAUAUCGAAGGGAGCGGACUUGCUGCUGGCUCAGCUACUGCCGGGAUUCCGGGACAGACGCCACUGCAGUCCUAUGGUAGCGGGUCGAGCAUGGGUAUACCUCUUUCGCUAGGCACACCCACGUCAGCCGAAUCUACACCAAGCGGCAAGCCUUCCAAAAAGCAAGGCAAGAAGCCCAGAGUCGCCAACCUGAAAGAAGAGCGCGAAGCCAAGCUCAAGCCUCACUGGUCUCAGACCCCCAAGAUCUUGGUCGUGGAAGAUGACGUGGUGUAUCGAACCUUGUCAAAGAAGUUCCUGCAAAAGUUUGGAUGCGAGACUGAGACUGUCGAGAAUGCGCAGGGAGCAGUUGACAAGAUGAACGGAGCAAAGUUUGAUUUGGUCCUGAUGGAUAUCUUCUUCGGGCCAAACAUGGAUGGUCGAAAAGCCACUUCUCUGAUUCGACAAUUCAACAAAUACACUCCGAUCAUUUCCAUGACGUCCAACGCCCAGCCUCAGGACGUCGACUCAUACUUCCAGUCGGGUAUGAACGACAUUCUGGCCAAACCUUUCACCAAACAUCAUCUUUUCACCAUCCUCGAUCGGCACUUGGUCCAUCUUCGACACGCCCAGCUCUACGAAAAGCUGAUCCCCUUUUCUGUCGGCCUUCCUCCUCUUUCGGACCAGCACGUCCAAGAAGCCCUCGCUGUGAGCGCAGCGUCGUUACAGAAUGGCGAAGGAAUGAUCGGGUUUGGUGCAGGGCUGGUAGGCGGAGGGCAAUUACAGGUGGACAAUGGACAGGCGGCAGACGGUCAGAAUAAUGGUUUGGAGAUUGGUAUUAGAAAUCCUCUAGCAGGAACGGGGUGGAGUGAUGAUGCGUAUCAGCUUGUUCUGGGACAAUUCCUUCAAACUGGCGUUAUGCCCGACAUCCACACCAUUUCCUCCAUCUCUACCAUCGACCCUAUCCCCAAUGGAAACCCUACGCCCAAUCCCAACGAGGCCAGUGGCAGCGGCACCACCACCAUCGGUACCAACGUUGUCUUUGGCGAAUCUUCCGGUUUCAACCGCAAAAGGUCAAUUGACACCAUGGCGGAGGACAAUUGGGAGGGCCAAGUCCAAGCCCAAGCGCAGGUGCAAGCUCAGGCUCAGGCUCAGGCCCAAGUACAAGCUAUGCAAGAGCAGCAGAACAUGGCUCAGGCAAUGCAGAUGCCUACCGGUGUGGGUAUCGGCUUGGGUGAGAUGGAGAUGAACGGCCUCGGAGGAGGCGGCAACAUGGGAGCGGGGCAAACUCAACAGGAAGCAGAUAUCAGGGAGGCAAAGAGGGCCAGGGGGAUGACGCAGCAGGGUAUGUGAAUGUGAGGGAGGGUGUAGCUGUCUUUUUUCCGGGGUUCUUCUGUUCUUUUUCUUUGUGACGACUUUGUAAUGACCUUACCGCUCUUCUCCUUCUAAUAUAUAUGUACCAGUUUUCUCUUUUUCCGGACAUUUUCUCUUUCGCGUUCCUGUCUGUUAGAGCGUCCCUUUUGAGUUUGCUGUAGCCAGUACCGCACCGAGAUUUGUGGAGAUGAAAAUGCAGAGAAUAGUAUGACCAUG